GAUGGUGAUGGUUGACUAACCAAAUGAAGGUAUAAAAUUACCGUGAAAUAUCAUAAAAGUAGACACACGGUAAAAUAAAGUUCGUUAAUAAUGUUACACAACACCGCUGCGCAGAUAAUAGUCUACGUUUUCUUAGCUCAUCACUGCUUUGAAGCAGUGGGACGUUUAACAAAACGAAAUGGUUUCGUAUAUCAAAUACCGGUAGCAUCCGUGCAACAUGGUGGUGGCGAUUUAUUUGAACCGCAAAGUCAACAUGCACCAACCAAUCAUGAAUCAUCUGAAUCUGAGGGAAGCAACUAUGUAGAUUAUCAUAUAGAAACUGAAGCAAUCGAUGGGCAUGUUAGUGAUGGAGGUAAACCUGGUAAAGCUGGCUAUAGUAUCGGCAGUGGAUUACGAUCUAUAGCUCAAGGAUCUGCUGAUCAAGCUUACACUGCUGUAGUUUCACAGCACGCUGCAGCCAAGCAAGCGGCUUUUAUUGCUAAAAAUACCUUAGCACAAGCGGCUACUCAGGCGGCCGCGACAGCACAAGCUGCUCUAGAAGGUAAAGAAGUGUUGCUGCAAGAAUUGCAACAGCAAACAGCCGAAGCUCAAAGGGCUUUAUCGCGAGAAUUGGAACAAUUAAAAUCAGCUAGAUUGGCCGCCAAAUUGUCACAACAAGCUGCCCAAGCAGCUAAUAAUCAUAUAUCAGUAUUAACGGCAGCCGUUAAUAAUGCUAAAGCUGUAGCCGAACACGCUGCACAAACAGCAAAUGAAGUCUCUAAUCAGUUGGCUUCGCAAUCAGCCAUGGUCGGCCAAGCAAAAUCACGCUUAGAACAAUUGGAGCAGCAAUUCCAACAAGCCAGCAUAGAUUAUGAAGCUACGAAAGAGGCCGCCUUAAAAGCAGCUUCUUCUGCCGCCGAAGCGCAGGUAAACGCUUCCAAGGCUGCUGCACAUGCCACUUUGGGCUUGCAUGAGAGCGCUCAACCACAAGCCAAUAAUAUUCAUAGAGAACAUUACGAUGACAGUGAUAAUGCAAAAACAACUAAUCAUCAUCAAGUACGAGGUUUAAUAAAUAAUCAGCAUGUUGCUAUCGUACACAAUGGACACGCACAUUCUAUAGAUAGAACCGGACAAAAUCAUAAGCAGUGAUAAUGAUUAUUGCACGUAUGCAAAAAAAAAGCGGAGAACGUCAAAGGUACACAAUUGAAGAAGUUUCCGUCUAAGGCU
Messenger RNA from Glossina fuscipes, 1206 nucleotides. RefSeq lists its product as uncharacterized. The transcript has 2 exons. NCBI's taxonomy places the organism in Eukaryota, Metazoa, Arthropoda, Insecta, Diptera, Glossinidae. The record is from RefSeq and is a predicted model, not a curated record. The coding region runs from base 91 to 1128 and encodes 345 amino acids.